This is a messenger RNA of Dreissena polymorpha, 2918 nucleotides long. RefSeq lists its product as uncharacterized. Bases 119 to 1321 code for a protein of 400 amino acids. The record is from RefSeq and is a predicted model, not a curated record. The transcript has 2 exons. NCBI's taxonomy places the organism in Eukaryota, Metazoa, Mollusca, Bivalvia, Myida, Dreissenidae.
UUUUAACUUAGAAUAUUUUGUGUUUAGUAUACAGAAAAGGGCUCACAAGGACGCUGUCCUUGUUUAUAAAUAUUUAUUUAUAGGCAAGUAUUCUUAUAUUUGUUCAUAAUUGGUAAAAAUGAGCUCUGUUGAGAACGAUGUUCUCGACUUAUCGGAUGUGAACGGAGACUCGGAGUUUUCCGGUUUCGAAUCUGGUGAUAUCGUUGAUACACCAUAUGUUGCUUCUAUGGUUGAGGUUUCCACCGUGACUACUAAAGAGAAACGUGGAAAAAGUCCCGUUAAGGGAAAAAAGAAAGUUAAGUCCGUUGUCAAAAAGGCCUCAAAACCAGUUAGUCGUAAUCAGACACCUACAAACAAGUCAAAAAAGUUGCCAUUAUCUUCUAUUGACAUAAAUCAGCUCUCAAAGGAAGAUAUUGUAAAAUUAAGACAGAAACUGGGUAUUCCAGAUGUUGACCCCCACUAUUAUGAUACAUUUGAUGAAUAUUCUUAUCAAGAGGUGGAUCGGCCAAAUUUACAUGUGCAAAUAAAUUCAGAGGAUGUUUCAGACACUGAAACUCCAGGACCUUCUAGGUCUAAGAAUAUUGAAGAAGAACUGUUUGGCUCAGUUACUUCUGAGGAUGAAAAUUGGCAGCCUCCUAAAUUGAAGGCUUUAGAAACGGAUAAACCCAUUGCUAAAUCUUUAGCAAAAUUGAUUAAUGUGGCAUGCACUUCUCAGUGCGAUAUAGAGGAAAUUGCAAAGAAAUAUAAGAUUCCUGAAAAUGUUGAUAUGGCUGGACCACCACUUGUUAAUCCUGAAAUCUGGAAAAUAUUAGAUAAAAGAGUGCACACACAAGACAGAGGUUUGGCUGAAAUUCAGAAUAUUGUUGCCACAGCCAUGGUACCGGUAAUCAAAUUAGCUGAAAAUCUGAAAUCGGCUGCAUUAAAUCAGGGAACAAAAACCCUUUUGUCGGACACACUUACAUUGCUUGGUCAAGUACAGUACAAUAUUUCAGUAAAGAGGCGCUACAGCAUUCGUCCUCAUUUGAAAAAGAAAUACUUUGGACUGUGUAAUAUAUCAAUGCCUAUUACAAAGAAUCUGUUUGGCGAUGAUGUGUCCAAGGAAAUUAAAUCAUGUGACUCGAUGGCAUAUAUUGCUAAGGAUUCCCAGUAUGGGUCCUACAAACCAUGGCGGGGACGUGGAACCAACAGACCAUUUCGCAGAGGAUAUUCUGGGAAUUAUAGAUUCCAGCCAUAUCCUGUACAGAGAGGAAAUUUCUCAAGACCUUUCAGGGCCAGAGCAGGCCGGGUAGGAGCUACUUCAGCUUACCCAAACGACAAGUAGAUUCCUCGGCUACCAAAACACAGGGACUUGCUCACCCUGCCACACAACGGACAGGAGCAUCCGUUAGCAAAGAAGAUCAUCAUGGGCGCAGCAGUCUUAUCCGGAAAUCACUUGAGAGUCAAGGACUUUUACCAGAAACUGCAAACACUAUCAUCCAGUCAUGGAGACCUGGAACUAGGAAGCAAUAUGACCUGGCGUGGAAACGAUGGUAUUUUUGGUGUUUACGAAGGAAAGUUAAUCCCCUUAUUACGACUGAAAUUAAAGUAGUUGAUUAUCUUUAUUAUUUAAAGUAUAAUAAUAAAUCUUACUCAGUUCUUAACACACACAAAUCAAUGCUUCUACAGACAUUACCUUUUUUCGGAAAUUCUUGGUGUCAGAAUUGUUUCUUAGUGAAACGAUACCUUAAAGGUUGUUUUCAUAGUAAGCCACCUGUACCGCGUUAUAGAUUCACGUGGGAUGUAUCAGUUGUUUUAAAAUAUUUAAUGUCUCUUUAUCCUUUGAAUAAUCUGACAUUGAAAAUGUUGACAUUGAAAUUGGUAGCACUGAUUGCACUGGCUACAGCUCCAAGAGCACAGACUUUAGUUUCUAUGAAUGUUAAUAACUUGUAUAAGGAACAACAGGCAGUUGUGUUUACAUUUCCUAAACUAUUGAAAACGACUAAAAUGGGUGAUGCAUUUCUGCUUAAAAUAGAUCAUUAUGACAAAGAAGAAUUAUGUGUUAUGCAUACUGUUUUACAUUAUCUUAGAGUUACUAAAACGAUUAGGAAAUCGUCACAGUUUUUUAUAUCAUAUAAAACUUUUCAGCCAGUUUCCUCUAGCACCAUUGCUAGAUGGUUGAAAGAUGUGUUGACUAUGUCGGGUGUCAAUUCUGAAAUCUUUAAGGCACAUUCGUAUAGAAGUGCAUCCACCUCGGCUGCAUUUAGUAGAGGAUGUAGUUUAAAAAAUAUAUUGGACACUGCAGACUGGAAGUCGGAUAAAAACUUUCGAAAAUUUUAUCUUCGAAAGGCUUUAACAAAUGAAAAUGUCUCAUUCUCCCAAGCUGUUUUCAAUUCUCAUGUUGAUUAGACACAAUAUUUCUUAUGGACAUGGUCUUUUGUGUUGUUCAAAUAUCAAAUAUGUUUGAUACAUAAUGCUUUUGAAUUUGUUAUACAUUUUAUAACAGAUAUGGUGCAUUUAUAUAAGAGUGGAAGACAAUACUUAUUUGGAAUUGAUAUUUGUUACACUUUUUAUUUUUUGUGUUGUAUUAUAUAUCAUUCUAUGGAAAGAAUGUUUUUGUUGCUUUUUAAAGAUGCUAAAUUAUACAUGUGAAAGCCAGAAGGCUUUAUGGAAAAUAAUGACCCCUCAUCCAAGCUUUAGUGAUGGAUGAAGGGGCAUUAUUGGAAAUAAAGCCUGAGGCUGAGCAUGUAUAUUCCCAUCCCAUUUGAACAUUUUAUAUUUUGUUUAAAAAGGAAUCAAUGGAUUUCCCACCCUUUAUGAAGUAAUGCAACAAAACAUUCUUUUUACUGUAAAUUAUGACUUCCCAUUGAAGAGCGCUUCCGGUUGGAGUGAGGUAUACUCGAUUUGUUUUUAUGCUUUAAAUCGCGAUCGAUUAGAAAUAU